AUGGAAGGCGCAUACAGCUUUGCCGAAGGAGGCCCAAUCCCUCAUGGCGAUCCCUACUCGCACUCAUACACUGCUGACGUCUCCGAACCAUCCCACCGCCGUGAGGACCCGAUAACCCACGCGCAUCCGAUCAAGGAGUCUCUUUCGCAGCAACCCGCAACCAACGAUCUCGUCCAGAAGUUCAAGCCUCGUCUUGAAGAUGGAUCAGAGAUCAAAUUGGAGUUCAUGCCCUCGCUUGCUCGUAGGGCAGACCAAGACUUGCUCGACUACCUGCAGAAGCGCAAGAUCUCGUUUCACUUUUUGAACGACAUUGACGACUUCCUCAAGAGACAUCCAGGUCUCUUGAAGGCUUGUCCGAGUUGGUGUCACCAACUCAACACUCUUCCUCCUCUCCAAGCACAUCUGUUCUUCGUCAAGGGUUACUUGCGUCCUGCCAGAUAUGUCGAUGGCGUGAGUGUUCAUAGCUUCUGGGUGUACACGUUGCUCACUCAUCUCGGCAGNGCUCUUCCGGCUCCAGAGGAUGAGCAGAUCCCUGCUCAUCCCAUCUCUCUAGAGCACCAUUCCCACGAUCCUGAGCUUUACGAGCACAUCACUGACAUUGGCCAAUGCCUGGAACUCCUAGGUGGAUUGGACGAGAUGGUCUGGAAAUUGACUCAAGCUUACCACUCUGGUCUACCUCUCGAUAACAGCCAGGUCCUCUUACUCACCAUGGCCACCUACGCACAGCCCGUCGAUGUGCUCAAGUAUUGGGAGUAUUGCUAUUUGCCAAGCUUGCAGUCCAACAGGUAUACGCAGUCCUGGUUCAUCAUGGAGCAAGGAUCGAGCUAA
Molecule: messenger RNA, 828 nt
Organism: Aureobasidium uvarum
Lineage: Eukaryota; Fungi; Ascomycota; Dothideomycetes; Dothideales; Saccotheciaceae
Source: the annotation of a GenBank genome assembly